This is a messenger RNA of Neltuma alba, 1043 nucleotides long. Its product is annotated as short-chain dehydrogenase reductase 3b-like. The transcript has 2 exons. The record is from RefSeq and is a predicted model, not a curated record. The coding region runs from base 54 to 851 and encodes 265 amino acids. Lineage: Eukaryota; Viridiplantae; Streptophyta; Magnoliopsida; Fabales; Fabaceae.
CCACAUUUUCAGAAUAGCGAGGCAACACAUCGAGAAAGCACCAGCUCUAAUCAAUGUCGACCAAGCCAAGGUUGGAGGGUAAGGUGGCCAUAGUAACCGGAGGAGCCAGUGGGAUCGGAGAAAAGUCGGUGAAAUUAUUUGCCGAAAAUGGAGCAGCAGUGGUCAUAGCGGACGUCCAAGAUGAACUGGGUCACCAACUCGCAGCCUUGUUAGCCCCAUAUCAAGUGAGUUACCAUCACUGUGAUGUCAGAGACGAGAAACAGGUGCAGCAGACUAUAGCUUUCGCCGUCGACAAAUACGGCCGCCUGGACGUCAUGUUUAGCAACGCCGGCAUCGUAGGCUCCAUGGCUGGCAUACUGGACCUAGACCUCACCACAUUUGACAACACCAUGGCCGUCAACGUCCGUGGGGUGGCCGCCACCAUCAAGCACGCGGCUCGAGCCAUGGUGGCUCGUAACAUCCGUGGCUCCAUAAUCUGCACGGCCAGCGUGGCUGGUUGUGUGGCCGGAUGUGGGCCCCAUGCUUACACCCCAUCGAAGCAUGCUCUCGUGGGCCUCGUCCGCUCUGCUUGUGGCGAGCUCGGAGCUUAUGGGAUCAGAGUGAACUGCGUGUCGCCAUAUGCAGUCGCCACACCUAUGGCAUGUGAAGCGCUUAAUAAGGGGGAAGAUGAAGUUGAAGCCAUUGCCAAUUCUUCCGCUAACAUGAAGGGCAUUUCAUUGAAGGCGACCCAUAUUGCUGAAGCUGCCCUCUUUCUUGCUUCUGAUGAAUCUGUGUAUAUCAGUGGACAUAACCUGGUCGUCGACGGAGGCUUCACUGCCGUUAAUCGCUUUGUUCCUGGAGACCUUUCAUGAAACUUUGGCUUUUUGCCUCGGUUAUACCAUCAUGGAUAUAUUAUUCUCUAAUCAUCCCCCUUAGCGUUGCUGUACUACUUCCCUGAAUAAAUCCAUGACUCAUCAAUAUAUAAUAAUUAGCCCCAGAGUUUUAUUUUACUCGGAAUAAAUCCACACACCGAAUGAAGUUCGGUAGGCAUGAUUUUUUUUUUU